Molecule: messenger RNA, 3642 nt
Organism: Amyelois transitella
Lineage: Eukaryota; Metazoa; Arthropoda; Insecta; Lepidoptera; Pyralidae
Gene: ken
Product: transcription factor Ken
Exons: 5
Coding region: 304-2082 (592 amino acids)
Biological process (GO): regulation of transcription by RNA polymerase II
Cellular component (GO): nucleus
Molecular function (GO): RNA polymerase II cis-regulatory region sequence-specific DNA binding; protein binding; DNA-binding transcription factor activity
Source: RefSeq, a predicted model, not a curated record
AGCGCUUCAUUAUAUAGGCGACAGGCGAUCCGCGCGCCUCGCAGUCAGUGUGUCACUAGAGCCGCUGCCGCCGCGAGAGGUGGCCUGGCCUGCAAGGACUGUACCGCGCCGCCAACCUUUUUUUUCUGUGCGUGCGAUGUUUUCACUUUCGUCAUUUGACCGGGCCAGUUUGAUUUGACGUCGCUGGCGCACGGACGUGCCUAGGAACGGCGGGACGUUGUGAUUAUCCUGUGAUCGUUGGUGCCAGAUUGUUUGUUUACUUGAGAUAUUUUGUGCGAAACAUGGCUGUGAUAUAGUGCUAAUAUGUUCGACACCAACGUUUUUUUGAAUUUCUACAAUGAGAUUGCUAAUAGAAGUGCACUACAGUUGGCAAGUGCUGGAAUGAUGGGCGAAGGGCUGCUGACACUCACGUACGGCAAGCACCACGCCUGCAUCUUGAACGAGGUGGGGGCGGCGUGGCGGGGGGCGCGGUACUCCGACCUGGUGCUGGUGUGUGACGACGCGGUGCCCCUGGCUGCGCAUCGCAUCGUCAUGGCUGCAGCGAGCCCUCUCAUCAGGAAAAUACUCGAUGACACUCCGUCAGUUGAGAACCCCGUCACAAUCCACAUGUCCGGAAUCAGCAGCACCCUUAUGCGACAUCUUCUUGUCUUCUUGUACAGCGGCCAAGCAUACAUUGAGUCUGGUGAAAUCGAUGAUAUGCAAGAGCUUUUUGAAUUGUUAGAAAUUAAAUCAGACGUGUGGAAAUCAACAAAAGAACGGCAACAAGCAGAGGAACGAAACAGAUCUUGUGAACGAUUAAAAGCAAAAGUGCUCAAGACGGACAUCAACAGCAAUGAAAGCAGUAAACAUGAUGCGCCCUCUGGCUCGUCUCAUUCAGAAAGUGAACGAGUUACUCCUAGUGCAGGUUACAGCAAAGAUAAAGGCGAUUCUGAAUCCAUGAGCAUAAAGAAAGAGAACAUGUCCACCAGCAGUAAUGACGAGAGAGACGAUGAAGAACAGGAUUCGGAAAACAAGGAAUGUGGCCGGCUGACAUCGAGACGGAGAAGUUCACUUAAUCCUGUCAAUUUGUCAGUCGCAAGAAACUCAGAACAUACAGGCAGUGAGCAUGACGAUUCCCAAGACGUGGAUGUAGAAACAGUUGCGGCAAAGAACAUAUCCCGGAGAAGAUCGACAUCAUCCAGUCAAGAUGACCCACCCCCGGAAACAGGAUACAGGAGACAACUACUCAGUGACAGGUUGGGACGAGGUAUCGAAAGAGCCAAAAGAAAAUCACACUAUCUGGAGCCGCCUGAGUUAGAUUUACGGACGGUGAAAUUAGAAGACUACGCACAUUUGAAACCACCCGACGCGGACCUGAUGUCACUCGUUCACUCGUCACCCGAGAAUAUUGUGGUCACACCUCACCGGAAAAGACGACCCGGUUUCCAUAACUCACCCUCACAAAAUCCUCCAUUUGUAUCAUAUCCCCCGAGCUACUUAGAAGAAAUAGCACAUCUUCGGUAUCAACAAGGUAGCGCUGGCGCGGCGGCGGUUGCUGCCAGUGCGAGACUGGGAGUUUUACAUCCACUGAGUGCCUCAGCGCCACCUUAUUUACCCGAAAGGAGUGCCACGCCUCCAACGGCGACACAUGAAGAUGCACUUAAAUAUCGACCGCCGAGUGCUGGGUCGUGGGGUCCAUGGCUAUGCCAACCCACAAUGGGCGGAGAUGAUCCCCCAUCUACGGAACAUGAUCAAAGUUCCAGCAAACAAACUCCAGUAAGAGAGUAUCGUUGCGAAUACUGCGGAAAACAAUUUGGUAUGUCGUGGAAUCUCAAGACGCAUCUCCGAGUACAUACAGGCGAGAAACCUUUUGCUUGUAGACUUUGUGUCGCAAUGUUUAAGCAAAAGGCACAUUUGUUGAAGCAUCUCUGUUCUGUUCAUCGAAAUGUGAUAUCUUCCAGCGAAAAUGACGGGCGGACCAACACGCCGGGAAGGUUCAAUUGUUGCUUCUGCCAACUCACUUUUGAGGCGUUACCAGAACUCAUAAGACACUUGUCAGGACCUCACAAUAGUUUGCUCCUCAGCAAAAAUAUACACGAAUGACGUCUGCCUCUUUGACGCAGGUCUGUGCGUAAUUUCGGACUUUGAAAGUUUUUCUCUCAACAUGAGAGUUCAAUUGUGAUAUGUGUUUAAGCGAAGUUAAAUAUAAGUAUUUAGAUAUAAGACACGAGAUAUCGCAGAGCGAUACUCAUAGUGAGGCAUUCAGUAUAAGUCACUGCGGGUGCAGUUUUUACGACUCAUAUGAAAAAUCACAUGUUUGCCGAAUGGGUCCAAACUAUUAUAAUUUGUUUAAAAAUUAUAAUCCGGGACCAAUACCUUCCAAGAUAGUAUUUAUUUGAAAGAUGUAUUUCAUUAGGGUAAAUAAUAUUUAAAAGCCACCGACACAUUAAUUCCUUAAGUAUAGAAAAUAGACAAGUUUGUCAAUGAAAAGUUGCGAAAGUCUUGAAGCCUAAAACGAAAACGUCACUUAAACUACCUCCUUAUUUAAAUCAGUAACUUGAUGAAACUUCAGUGGCGUUGCUGAAAGCUGUAGCAUUGACUUUUAAGUACUUUAUUUAAUAAAGUGCGUGGUCAUAUUUCUAGUCAGGUGUGGAACCAAGUGUCGUAUCCAUACGUAAAUAUCACAAAUCGAAUUAGUAAUUAUCAAAACAAUAAAAGAAUCGGUAACAACCCAUACCCAUCAGUCGGGAUGGACAAGACACAAAGACAUAAAUAAUGUAAACUCAGUGGUCUUAAUAAAUUGGUGUCAUUGUAACAAAUGUAUUAUUAUUAAUGAUAUGAGAUACAUGUUAUACUUUACAGUAUUCUUAACAUUUUACUGCCGUUAAUAAACAAAUAACUAUUCAUUUUUUCCAUAUUUAUUUUAAUUAUAAAACGUACUUAACCGUGUAUCCACUACUCCAAUAAAUUUUGACGCCGUCCUUGCUGUUUCUAAAUUUGCUUGUUUAUCAAAAUCACCUGAAUCGUGUUUCAUUAUUGAGUAUUUUGACUUGGCAUUUCGCAGCUUUUUAAAGACAGUUUCAAUCUCAAUAUUAGGUUUUAUCAUUUAUGUAACUUCUAAAGUAUAGAAAAUGAAUGUGUUCGUUAUUAUUAUUUUUAUAUUAUGCCUUUGAAUCCUUUCAUUUGUGCCGAUUUGCAAUGUCGAUGAGCACCAAAGAUUUGUAAAGCAUUGAAAAUAUUUUGGUGUAUACAAUUAAGAAAUUAAAGGGACCUGAAAUGAUUAUGAUUUGUUAAACUUAACGUAUGUAGGAACCAAUUUAUAAUCUCAACUCUAUAGCACUACAUACUAACUUUGAUAUUUCUAUAACCAUUUCCAUCAUUCCACUAUAUACUGAAUGGUGUUUGAAUGUCUUUCUAUUUUUGGAAUAAUUUACUACUUUUUAGUGUUAAUGAAAAUCUUACCAGGCAUUACUUUUGAAUGACUUAACAAUAAUUAAGCUUCGUUGCCUUCGAAACUUAUUUUCGAAUACUUUUUUAAUGAACACAUUAUUGUGGCCAGUUAUGAUAAAGCUAUUUUAGUGAAGGCUGGACGUUCAUUUAUUUCUAAGCAUAACGAUUAAAUGUGAAUACUUUUUUUUAAUUCCAUUAUAUUUCUGUGCCUUU